Ictalurus punctatus (channel catfish) is the source of this 2356-nucleotide messenger RNA. RefSeq names its product tripartite motif-containing protein 16. The coding region runs from base 120 to 1835 and encodes 571 amino acids. The transcript is spliced from 6 exons. Lineage: Eukaryota; Metazoa; Chordata; Actinopteri; Siluriformes; Ictaluridae. The record is from RefSeq and is a predicted model, not a curated record. Gene Ontology annotation, molecular function: zinc ion binding; protein binding.
CUCUCUCUCUCUCUCUCUCUCUCUCUCUCUCUCUCUCUCUCUCUCUUUGUCUCUUGUUCUCUGAAGUUCCUCGUUCUCUCUCUUUCUCUGUCUCUCUGUAAGUGUGUGAGUUCAGGAAAAUGGCUGAGGCCAGUAUUUCAGUAGAUCAGGACCGGUUCAUCUGUCCAGUGUGUCUGGAUCUCCUGAAGGAUCCGGUGACGAUCCCCUGUGGUCACAGUUUCUGUAAGGUGUGUAUUAAUGACUGCUGGGAUCAGGAGGAUCAGAAGGGUGUCUACAGAUGUCCUCAGUGCAGAGACACUUUCACUCCGAGGCCUGUUCUACGCAGAAACAACAUGCUGGCUGAAGUGGUGGAGAAACUGAAGAAGACUGAAGUCCAAGCUGCUUCUCCUGCUCACUGUUACGCUGGACCUGGAGAUGUGGAGUGUGAUUUCUGCACCGUGAGAAAACGCAAAGCCGUCAAGUCCUGUCUGAUGUGUCUGGCUUCUUCUUGCGAAGCUCAUCUGAAACCUCACUAUGAAGUUCCUGCUUUGAAAAAGCACAAGCUGGUUGAAGCCAUAACACAGCUAAAUGCGAACAUCUGCUCCCAACACGACAGACUGAUCGACAUCUACUGUCAUACUGACAAACGCUGCGUCUGUUAUAUCUGCACUGUAGAUGGACACAAAGGUCAUGACACCGUCCCAGCCGCAGUGGAACGAUCUAAGAAGCAGUAUGAGGUAACAGAAGUGCAGAGGAAAUCCCAGCAGAGAAUCCGUGAGAAGCAGAAGAAGGUGCAGGAGCUGAAACAGGCUGUGAACACUAUAAAGUCACGUGCGCAGACAGCAGUGGAGGACAGUGAGAUAAUAUUUACUGAGAUGAUCAGCUCCAUGGAGAAAAGGCGCUCGGAGGUGACGGAGCGGAUCAGAGCUCAGGAGAAGGCUGAACUGAGUCGAGCUGAACGACUCCUGGAGCAACUGGAGCAGGAGAUCGCUGAUCUUCAGAGGAGAGACACUGAGCUGGAGCAGCUUUCACACACACACGAUCACGUCCAGUUCUUCCAGUGUUUCCAGUCCCUCUGUGACCCUUCUGGAUGUAAAGAGUCACAGAGAUUUACCGUCAAUCAUCAGAUCUCAUUUGAGAGAGUAAAAAAUUCUCUGUUUUGGCUGAAAAAACAACUUGAGGAAUUCUGCAAUAGUGAAUUCAACAAAAUCCAUCCACAUGUUGCAGCAGUUCAGCUGAUUUUACACUCAGAGCCAAGGACCAGAGACGAGUUUAUGAACCAUUUCUGUCGUCUGACUCUGGAUCCAUACACAGCACAUCGUAACCUCCUUCUGUCUGAGAGAAACACCGUCGUCACAGGCUGUGAGACGGAACAGCCGUGCUAUCUACGUUCCUCAGAGAGAUAUUACUGCGGUUUAGCUAUGCCUUCAGAGAGAUUUGACUACUACUGGCAGGUGUUGUGUAAUGAAAGUCUCAGGGAUUGCUGUUACUGGGAGGUGGAGCGGGUCAAUGAGGGAUAUUUAGAAAUAUCAGUCUCGUAUAAAGACAUCAGCAGGACAGGAGAUGGUAAAGAGUGUGGGUUUGGAUUCAACGACCGGUCCUGGAGUCUGGUGUGUUCUUCUUCCACUUGCUAUUUCUGUCACAAGAACAAGAAGACUGAGCUCAAAGUCCGAUCGCCUUCUAAAGUAGGAGUGUACGUCGAUAGUCGUGCAGGAAUCCUGUCCUUCUACAACGUCUGUGGCACGAUGACACUUCUCUACAGAACUCGCACCAAAUUCUCUCAGCCGCUAUACGCCGGCUUCAGGGUUGGUUUGAAAUCAACCAUGAAGUUAUGUAAUCAGUCUUGUUACUACUGAGACCAGAUUUCCAUUUUUAAUCCAUUUGAUCCAUUUUUACAGUUAACCAGCACGUGCAUGUUUCAAACAUUGUAUUCAUGAAUUAAGUAUUACAUCUAUUUGAAUAAAUGUAUAACCCAUCGAAAGGAGCUACAUAUUCGCGUCGAUAAAUACAAAUGACGAAUUAAACAUACACAUAUUUAUAGAAAUUCUUAAUCUCGUAAGAAUACUGACCAAACAGCGACACGAAGCAUUUCCUGGUCACUAACUUCCACAGUUUAAUACGUACAAUUGAACAGAAUAUUUGUAUAAGCCAUUAAAAAAAACACUUCGAGACAUGCUGUUAUAGAAAACGAUGGCGUGGACUGAUGGAGUGGAGAACUACCCUGAAGUUGAUGACUUUCCUAUAACAGCACGUCCAUGAGUAUUUUAUUCCUCAUAUUCAAACGUUUUCAUGUUUGCUUGUUACUGAGAAAGUGUAAUUGUUUCUGUCCUGACACUGGAGACUCCUUCCACAAAUAAACGUCUAACCUUAACAACAA